This is a messenger RNA of Rubroshorea leprosula, 2124 nucleotides long. Lineage: Eukaryota; Viridiplantae; Streptophyta; Magnoliopsida; Malvales; Dipterocarpaceae. The record is from the annotation of a GenBank genome assembly.
GUUGCUUUCCUUUACAAAUUUUUCUCCAAAGGUAAGCUGCGGGCCCUUGGCCACAGAUGAAAAAUGAACAGGCAAAAAGCAGAGAAGAAUAAGAAAGAGAGAACAGAGAGGAAUCUGAGAGAACCUACUACUAGUGCCCUAGCCAUAGAAGAAGAAAUCAGAGGAGGGGAUGCAAUCAGAGAAGUCGCCCAAAAUCAUGGUGGCUGUUAAUAAUUCCAUUAGAAAUCAACAAAAGCUUCAAUUACUUCUCCUCUGCUGUCUCCAACGAAAAACAUGAAAGUCCAUUUUUGUCCUUUCUUUGUCUUUCAUUUUUUAUUCGAUAAGCUCAUCUAAAUUUGCUUACAGGUGGUUUCGGAUCCAAAGCCUCCACGAGCUCUAGAUCUUGCCUCUCCUCUUGAAACCCUAACCCUAGAAUCUGUUUUAUCUUUUAUCAAAUUUUUGGCAGGACAAGUUCAGGAUCUUCCUUUAAAGCUGGGAUUGAACCCCAGAUACUGUUUUUUCUUGAUCAAUCUUGUUCAAGCUUGGUUUUCCAUUUUGGUUUGGUUUGGUUUGGGGUGGUCCAGCAAAAGAUGUCUCGGUACUUUCCGUAUCCUCUUCCAGGGUACGUGAAGAACGACAUCCGUGAUGAGGCACUAAUUGAAUCUGUUAAGGCUAGGCUUGUGAGUAUUGGUUGCUCAAGAACUUUGAGUUUGGCAUGGAGAUUGGUUUGUUCACUCUGCACUUUUUCUACUUUGUUCCUUUUACUUGAUUUUGUUCAGAAUUAUUAUAUUAUGGCUAUUACUUUGUUCAACUUACCCUGAUUGCUUGGAGAAAAUGCUUUUGAUAUUUCUUGUCUCAUUUCAUUGUCAUGUGGAUGUUUGUAGGAUUGAUGAAUGGAUUGAUCUUACCAUCUUGCAAACUACUUAGAGUGUGUUGACUCGUCCAUCUUAAGGUAGAUUAUUUCUUUCUGAGGUUAUUCUAUUACCUUUUAUCAUAUUAUCUUUUGUUUAGACUUCCCUUUAGUUCCUUUCAUUUAAAGUAGAUUUAGAUUGUGUUGGUUUUUUUUUUUUUGUUUUAACUUUAUUUCUCUUUUCAAAUAUUUUGAUAUGUUUAUGAAUUUUGUGCUUAAUAUCACCAUUGUUUGUGAUUGCCAUGGACAAAUUAAAUAAAACUAAUUCACUUAUUACAUUUUAUGCACAGCAGAACCUGAGCUGGGUUCUGCUGAUGCUGGGUUCUGCACCAGAACCCGAGCUGCAGAACCCAGCAACCCAGCAGAACCCAGAUCUGGGUUCUGCUGCCUGGGGGAAAAAAAAAAAAAAAAGUGAAACGGGUAAAUUUAUAAUUACAUUUUUAAAAUCUUUUGGUUAUCUUUGGUUAUGUGGAGUGUGCACACCCAGGUAUUGAAUCCGGGUGUGCACCAAUUGUAGUCCUUUUGGUAAAUAUCUCCUCUUUGAUUUUGAAAGUUUUUCAUGUAGGCUAUGUAGCGAUUGUUACAAUUUGUUAAUGAUGUUAUAGGCCAAUAAGUAUUGUUUAUACUCUCAUCAAUAUUAUUAUUGCUUGGGCUACAUAGUUAUUGGCAGAUUUCUAUUCUCAUCAAAUUUGUAGUUGCAAUUUUCAGUUAGAGUUCUGAAAAUGGUCAAGAGGAAGAUUACUGGAGAUUUUCCUUUUAUGAUUCUCAUAUUAGAAGUGAACUGAAGGUAGAAAAAGCUAAAAAUGUUACAUAAGUUAGAAAAGUUAUUAUGCUAAAAUUAUUUAAUGUUUAGAUUUAGUGAUUUAUAGUAGAGUUAAAUAAUAAAACAGUUUGUUAUGAGUUUUGUUUUCAUAGCUAAAGAGUGAAGCAGUUUGGUAUGGGUUUAGUUUUCGUGGCUAAAGAAUAAAACAUUAUUUACUGCAAGAAUAUUAGUUUUGUGGCAAAAGGUUUAAAACAUUUUGCCACGUACUUAUUAUGCUUGUGGCAGGAAAUAUUAUUCUUAACUAUGGAACAAAUAAAUGCCAUGACUAUUUGUUAGCCACGCCAUUCCUAGGCACUACAAGCUACAAAAAAUAUCUUUAUGGCUAAACCAUUUAGUUACGAGAUUUUCACUAUUUAAUUAUAGGAUCUCUUAAAGCUGGAGAUGUAAAAUGUAGUAAAUUAGAUAAAUGUGU